Messenger RNA from Funneliformis geosporum, 609 nucleotides. NCBI's taxonomy places the organism in Eukaryota, Fungi, Glomeromycota, Glomeromycetes, Glomerales, Glomeraceae. The record is from the annotation of a GenBank genome assembly.
ACAGAUGCUAUUCAAAAAGUUAAAAAUUAUUAUUGGAAGGAACAUAAAGAUUGGAUUGCUACUACUUAUACAGCUUUAACAUCAACAAGAGAUACAAUAAGACAUUUUGAAAUAAUAAUUGAUAAAAUUAGGAAAAGAGAUGAAAGAAAAUUUAUCAAGAAAAGUGUUGAAGAUUUAUUAAAACAAAAAGAAAGUGAAUUAACUACUAAAAGUGAAUCAGAAGAAAGUGAAUCAACCAAAAGUGAACAAUCAGAAAAAACAAGAAAUACAGAAGAACUUAAAAAUGAAGAUUCAAUUGAAUGGUUAAAGGAUUUUAAUAAAAUCACAGAAGCAAACAAUUGGUCGAAUGUUAAGAAGUUACAAUUAAUUAAAAGAUUUUUGAAAGGUUCAGCAAGAAAUUGGUAUGAAGAUUUACCUGAUAUACUAAAUAUUUGGAAUCAAGAUGAAGAUUCAGGAGAAGAUGAAUUUGUAUUUACACAAUUAUUCACAGAAAAAUAUAUAACAGAUGAAAGAAAGAAUACAUGGUUUACAAAAUUAUCAAAGUUGAAACAAAGAAAGAUUCAGUACCAAGUUAUAUUAAUAAAUUUAGACGAAUACUUAGGAAAAUAG